AUGGCAGAUGGGGCGCAGGCCAACCCCAAAGGGUUCAGGAAGAAGGUGCUGGUUAGACACCCUUUGGAGUGGAGGUGCCCAAGACUCGGAACACCUUCUUCGAGAACGUCCAGAUCUAUUCUGGGAAUGAAGAAAUUCUUCACCAUCGCCCUGGUGGCCGGCAGUGUCCUGUCCAUGGCGCACAGCAGCCUGCUCAACCUGAAGACCAUGGUGGAAACCAUCACCGGGAGAAAUGCCAUCUUGUCCUACGUGGGCUACGGCUGCUACUGCGGGCUGGGCGGGCACGGGCUGCCCAUGGAUGAGGUGGACUGGUGCUGCCAUGCCCAUGACUGCUGCUACCAGAAGCUCUUUGACCUGGGAUGCCACCCCUACAUGGACCACUAUGAGUACACCAUCGAGAACAAUACAAUCACGUGCAACAAGGUCAACACGACGGAGUGUGACCAGCAGACAUGCGAGUGUGAUAAGAGCGUGGUGCUGUGCCUCCAGAACCAGCCGUACAACGAGGAGUACCGCAACUAUCUCAACAUCUACUGCCGGGGCCCCACGCCCAACUGCAGCAUCUACGAGCCACCCCCCGAGUUUAUGGCCUGCCCGCCCUUCUGGCCGGGGUCUCCUGCAUCUCCCUAG
This is a messenger RNA of Sorex araneus (European shrew), 630 nucleotides long. RefSeq names its product phospholipase A2 group IIF (gene PLA2G2F). Lineage: Eukaryota; Metazoa; Chordata; Mammalia; Eulipotyphla; Soricidae. The transcript is spliced from 5 exons. The record is from RefSeq and is a predicted model, not a curated record. Gene Ontology annotation, molecular function: calcium ion binding; phospholipid binding. The coding region runs from base 1 to 630 and encodes 209 amino acids. Gene Ontology annotation, biological process: arachidonate secretion; lipid catabolic process; phospholipid metabolic process.